AUGACCUCCCAAAUCGACUCUGCUUCCCUGUCCGAUUCCCUCAACCGUCUCAUAACAGACGACCAACUCAAAUCAUACACACCAAAGUCACCUCCUUCCCGUGAUGGCUAUGGCUUUCGUUCCUCAGGCUUGAAUUCUCCUCUUCCCCCACACCCAGACCAAAAUCAUUCAUCUACCACACCUACUUCCGACCAUCUGGUCCCAGAUCCAAAGGGCUUGGGAGGCCCAGCAAAGUCACCGUUCACCGUUUUUAAUGCAAUUCCGGAAGAAAAGGGGGCCGGGGCCCCCAAGAUGGCCCGGCCCUUCCGCCCCUUCUUGGAUUGCUUGGGGGAAGACCCCGCCCGGGGGGCCUUCUUGGGAACCCGGGAGCGUUAUGCUCGGGGAUGUCCCUGCUAUAUCCGUCUUAAACCCCAUCUUGACCCCCCCCCCCCCCCCCCCUCUAUAGAUGUCAUCAACGAUGCUGUCUUUGCUGAGGAUCAUGAUGAAAUGGUCAUAGUCAAGGACAUCGAGUUCUCCAGUCUCUGCGAGCACCAUCUCGUACCAUUUACCGGCAAGGUCGCCAUCGGUUACAUCCCAAACAAACUCGUCCUCGGCCUCUCCAAACUCGCCCGGAUCGCAGAGACAUUCAGUAGACGACUACAGGUGCAGGAGAGAUUGACAAGACAGAUUGCAAUCGCAGUUCAAGAAGCGAUUCAUCCUCGAGGUGUGGCUGUGGUUAUGGAGGCGACACACAUGUGUAUGACGAUGCGUGGAGUCCAGAAACCCGGAUCGUCGACAGUGACCUCCUGCAUGCUGGGAUGCUUCCGCAACCAGCAAAAGACUCGCGAAGAGUUCCUUACUCUCAUCAAAAAGUAA
This is a messenger RNA of Coprinopsis cinerea okayama7#130, 855 nucleotides long. Its product is annotated as GTP cyclohydrolase I. Gene Ontology annotation, biological process: tetrahydrobiopterin biosynthetic process; tetrahydrofolate biosynthetic process. Gene Ontology annotation, molecular function: zinc ion binding; GTP binding; GTP cyclohydrolase I activity. Lineage: Eukaryota; Fungi; Basidiomycota; Agaricomycetes; Agaricales; Psathyrellaceae. Gene Ontology annotation, cellular component: cytoplasm. Bases 1 to 855 code for a protein of 284 amino acids. The transcript has 4 exons. The record is from RefSeq and is a predicted model, not a curated record.